CCUGCGCGCUUCUUCGGCCAAAUCCCGUAAAUCCGCCGAACCAAAGGAUUUCGUUAAUGCGGGAUUUACCACGAAAAGAGGGAAUUUUCCGUCAACCGCGGCUUUGAUUUACCAUGAGAUUUGGUUUUGCAUUUUGGUCGUUCGGCUGGAUUUAGCUCAAAUCCGCUUCAAAUCCAGUCUAAAUCCUGCAUCCAAACAGGCCCUUUAUCUUUCGCUCUCUUUUAUCGGCGAAAUUAUAAAUCCAACAAUUUGUGAUUUGCAUUGUUUUCACGUCCUCCUAGAGCAGAAAACUGUGGAUUGCACAAUCAGCCUAGAGUCCAGAGAUACCUAUAACCUACAAGAGCUAGCUGUACUACGGUUUCUUGUGCGCAGCAGGAAGAGACAUACGAUAAGAAAUCCGGUAAUGCACGCUUCCGUUGACCACCGCUACCUCCGCCAAACCGCCGUUCAGUCACUUGCCUCUUGAGAAACGAUGAUGCUGGUUUCGGCUGGAUUUGUCUUUCCAGUUUCAAAUAGCAAGCUUGCUGCUAAAAGCUGGAACCAUAAACUAUAUGUUAAAGGAUCUCUGAAGCUAGAUCAAACAUAUUUUAAUGAUGCUGGAGAGGCUAAAACUGUGAUACAUCGAGAUGCAAGGAGAUGUGAAUGCUUUGAUCUCUAUAAAGACCUUAUUCCCUACAAAGAAGCCUGGUCUUGGCAAAAGUCAGUAGUUAAAAUGCGACAAAGUUUGGUAGAGAGAGAUGAAGAUCACUCCGAUACUUUGAUCAUUCUUCAACACCAACCUGUUUAUACAUUAGGUACUAGGAGCUUGGAGAAAUUUUUGAAGUUUGAUAUUAAAAAUGCACCCUAUGAUCUUUAUCGGACUGAACGUGGUGGAGAGGCUACGUAUCAUGGACCUGGACAGCUUGUUAUGUAUCCUAUUGUUAAUUUGCGUUGCCACAAAAUGGAUAUACACUGGUACCUCAGGUCACUUGAAGAAGUUGUCAUCCGUGCUCUCUUCACAACUUUUUCAGUGAAGGCUUCAAGGAUUGAGGGUCUCACAGGUGUCUGGGUUGGGAAUAAAAAGCUUGCUGCGGUUGGAAUUCGGGUUUCUCGGUGGAUAACAUAUCAUGGGUUGGCACUUAAUGUGACCACAGACCUGGCUCCCUUUCAACAAAUUGUGCCAUGUGGCAUUCAUGACCGUGAAGUUGGGACUCUUUCUGAGUUUCUGUGGGGGUCAGUGAGAAAAGGAACAGCUGAAAACAAGAGCCUUAUGGAUGUUAUUCAUGACUCCUUGCUCAGAGAGUUCUCUGAAGUUUUCCAGCUCUCUAUUCAGCACAAAAAAAUUGCUGAUUUGGAGCUUAUUGAAUAAAAUUAUGUCAACCACCUUCCCUGGUCCAAUUUAAAUUCUUGGUUUGGCAAGCGAAAAUUCGUUGACAUUGAGAAUAGCUUAUACAAAUAGCUUUGCAAUAUUUAGGAACCAAGUCUAUGUAUCGAAAAUGCCGAUCUCAUAUCAUUAAAAACAGUUCUAAUUUCAUUGUUACUUAGCAGCUUUUGUUCA
Dendrobium catenatum is the source of this 1537-nucleotide messenger RNA. Its product is annotated as octanoyltransferase LIP2p, chloroplastic. Gene Ontology annotation, cellular component: mitochondrion. Gene Ontology annotation, biological process: protein lipoylation. The record is from RefSeq and is a predicted model, not a curated record. The coding region runs from base 473 to 1348 and encodes 291 amino acids. Gene Ontology annotation, molecular function: lipoyl(octanoyl) transferase activity. Lineage: Eukaryota; Viridiplantae; Streptophyta; Magnoliopsida; Asparagales; Orchidaceae. The transcript is spliced from 5 exons.